Erigeron canadensis is the source of this 1158-nucleotide messenger RNA. RefSeq names its product probable indole-3-pyruvate monooxygenase YUCCA10. Lineage: Eukaryota; Viridiplantae; Streptophyta; Magnoliopsida; Asterales; Asteraceae. Gene Ontology annotation, molecular function: flavin adenine dinucleotide binding; monooxygenase activity; NADP binding. The record is from RefSeq and is a predicted model, not a curated record. The transcript is spliced from 4 exons. Bases 1 to 1158 code for a protein of 385 amino acids.
AUGAAACAAGUUGAGACAGUUGUUGUAAUAGUAGGAGCAGGACCUGCUGGGAUUGCAAUAUCAGCAUGUCUCAAUCGAUUAUCGAUACCAAAUAUCGUUCUCGAAAGGGAAGAAUGUUACGCCUCAAUGUGGCGAAAAAAGGCUUAUGAUCGUUUAAAGCUUCAUUUAGCCAAAAACUUUUGUGAACUACCUUACAUGCCAUUUCCUGUGUCCGCACCAACAUUUGUGCCAAAAGACAUGUUUGUUGAAUACCUACAUGAUUAUGUAUAUAAUUUCAACGUGAGCCCGUUGUGCCAACGCAGCGUGGAGAGUGCGUCGUAUGAUAAAGUUGUAAAGAAAUGGAUGGUGAAUGCUAGGAAUGGAGUUUCGGGUUUGGUAGAAGAGUAUGUUGCGGAGUUUCUUGUGGUGGCAACGGGCGAAAAUAGUCAAGGGUUUAUUCCUUCGGUUGUUGGUUUAGAUGGAUUUAAAGGGUGUGUCAUGCAUUCUAGUCAAUAUGAAAAUGGCAAGAAAUUUGAGGGUCAAAAUGUGCUUGUUGUUGGUGCAGGGAAUUCAGGCAUGGAAAUUGCAUACGAUUUGUGCAAUUGGGGUGCUCGAACCUCUAUUGUCGUUCGUAGCCAUGUACAUGUGCUUAGCAAGGAGAUAGUGCAACUUGGGAUGCAUUUACUAAAAUAUAUAUCGACACCUUUGGUGGACAAAAUUGUUCUAAUGUUAAGUAACUUAGUGUAUGGAGACGUCGGUAAAUAUGGAAUAAAAAGGCCAACCCAAGGACCAUUUUUCCUCAAACGAGAAACCGGGCGCUCGCCAGUCAUCGAUGUGGGUACUAUCUCAAAGAUCAAAACUGGAGAUAUAAAGGUAAUGGAGGCUAUAAAAAGCAUAGAAGGUGAUCAAAUCAAGUUUGUAGAUUGUCAAGAACAACAAUUUGACGCGAUUGUCUUUGCGACCGGUUUCAGAAGUACCGUGCACUACUGGCUUAAGGAUGAAGGGGGCUUGUUUAAUGAAAAAGGAAUGCCGAAACGUAGACGUCCAAAUCAUUGGAAAGGAGAAGAAGAUCAAGGGAUAUAUUGUGUUGGAUUUGCAAGUGCUGGAUUGUUUGGUAUCUCAAAUGAUGCAAAGAAUAUUGCUAAUCAUAUCUCCCUGCAAAUUCUUGGCCGGAACUAA